AUGAGCAAAUCAAUCUUUGUUGUUUGUAUCACUUUAUUGGUUGUUCUAUCCCCAACUCUAAAUGCUAAAAUGGUGACUUACCCGAAUGGUGAUAGACACUGUGUAAUGGCCCAAGGCCAAGUGAUAAGUGCAUGCUUGCAACAAGCCAACGGACUACCACAUGCGGAUUGUUGCUAUGCCAUAAACGAUGUAAACAGAUAUGUAGAGACAAUCUACGGUCGUUUAGCUCUUUGCAAAUGUUUCCAGGAAAUUCUAAAAGAUUCUCGAUUUACAAAACUUAUUGGUAUGCCUGAAAAAUGUGCCAUUCCUAAUGCUGUGCCUUUUGACCCCAAAACGGAUUGUGACAGGUUUGUAGAACAUAUUUGGCUUAAAAUGUUUUGA
Molecule: messenger RNA, 381 nt
Organism: Arabidopsis thaliana (thale cress)
Lineage: Eukaryota; Viridiplantae; Streptophyta; Magnoliopsida; Brassicales; Brassicaceae
Product: non-specific lipid-transfer-like protein
Exons: 1
Coding region: 1-381 (126 amino acids)
Source: RefSeq, marked reviewed